Molecule: messenger RNA, 645 nt
Organism: Dentiscutata erythropus
Lineage: Eukaryota; Fungi; Glomeromycota; Glomeromycetes; Diversisporales; Gigasporaceae
Source: the annotation of a GenBank genome assembly
AUGCCUCAAACCUAUGUUCAUAGAUUAACGAAAUAUGUACACAUACAAGAUGAAUUGGCUCCAUCCCAAAAAACUAAACGUACCAUUUGCAGAGCCUGUGAAAGUAAUGAAAAACUCUUUGAAAAAGGAAGAAACGAAGCUUUAAGUACAAUUAAAGCAGUGAGGCAACAAAGUAAUAUAACUGGUUCUUCAACACCUGUUUCAACCCAAGUACAAGCGAAAAAUAGCACCUUAAAUAAUUUUGUCAUUCGUCUAUUAUUUGUUGAAAGUAAAGCUUUUCAUGAUUUUGUUUCUAUUUUUAAUUCUACAAUUAAAAUUCCAAACUGCCAAACGCUUAGCAGAAAAAUUCUUGUAGAAUAUACUGAAAGAUUAGAAAGUGCUUGGAUCACUACGCUUUUAGAAACACAAGAACCAGUUACAAUCAUGUUUGAUAGUUGGAAGAAUGUAUGCAAUCAAGAGGUUUUGGGUGCAAUUAUUCUUUCUUCAACCAACAAAAUAUAUAUAUGGGGUGCUGAAAAUAUAAGUAAUACUGGCCACAAAACAAUUGAUGUGUUAAACAUGAUUAAUGCUUUUUUAGAACGUGCAAAAAAUCAAAAUCUAAACAUAAUAGCCAUGGUGACUGAUAGUGCAUUAUUUUAUGUCUAA